AUGGCAUCGCCGUUGUCUCCUCACCCACCCACACCCAUGGCCAUAGUCGCAACCUCGAACGCUGAGUUUUUUAGCGGCCGGCCGCUUACGACGCCAACGACCGUGACUGUGACAACGCGUGUCGUCCAGCGAACGCUGCCGUCACCAGCCUCCUCCCCUUUGUCGCGCCCUCCCAAAUCACAGUCCUCUUCUCCCCUUUCCACGCCACCUACCUCUUCUCCCAUGUCCAGCCCCAUCAAAAAGCGCAAGUCGGUCUCGCUGGGGGCCUCGGCUGACCUAGACAUGGCUUUACCACGCGAGGCCAAAAGGGUGCGGCGCGAGAAGGCACCAAAACGCGUCAGUUCAGCGCCACGACUCGUCAAACGCGCUUCAUCGUCUAGUACACUCAACUCAGCCUCGCCUGAGCCCCGAUUCCGAGGUAGUCGGUCGCGUUCCGUCUCCCAUUUCGCCACCCCAGACGACGCCCCAGUGCAAAAGCGGCACUGGGUUGCAAAGGGCGACGCGCUACCGCAUGAUGACUUUUUCAGCUCUGAAGACGCGGUCAGAAUGCAUCUUCGCACGUAUCGUGGAUACUUCAAAAACUAUCAGGACCCUUCAGACAGGUCAUUCCAACAAAGCCCCAAUAGAUACCCAACAGUAGAGCUGGAAUAUCCCAAUAGGACUGCAUCGGAAAAAUAUAUCCUUCUUGCUCCGGUUGACAAGGACCAUUACAACCCCAUAAUGGAUGUAGAGAAAACGCUGUAUACUAUCGUGGAAAAUUAUCUGACACCCGCUCAACAAGCUCUAUUUGGGCCAAUACCGAGUGGAACGCUCUUCAUUGACUUGGACGAAACCCCUCCUUCCAUUUCUCCCCCGAAUUCAACCGACAGCAGCCGCUCCAUCUCAUCCGACCUAAACUCUUCCCCCACGCGCAAAUGGCAGGGUCCGAAACCUAAUGUCCUCCGCGCCGUUCAGCGAGCCAUCCAUCGGAAGGACGGACCCGCUUUCAUGGAAGCAAUGGAAAAAGCCAACAACAUCCUCCGGGGACUCAAAUACCCGCAAUUGACAGACGUUUUCAUGGAUGUUCCAAACUUGCUGAUGAACACGGUGCAAUCUUGGACGGACAAAGAGCUCCCCAAGAACCUUCUUAUGCGUGUGGUCGAAGAGAAUUAUCAGCGAAGUGUUGGCCCAUAUAUGCAGUCGCUUAAGCAAUACGAGGCAUUUUCGAGUGCCGUUUAUGGCGAGUUGACGCCGUCCUUGAUCUACAAGAUAGUCCGGCAAACUGGUCUCAACUCGAACUCGCUUUUCAUCGAUCUCGGCAGCGGCGUUGGCAACAUCGUUGUGCAAGCGAGUCUGCAGUCUGGCUGUCACAGCUAUGGCGUCGAACUCAACCGCAAGCCCGCCAAGAUUGCUGCGAAGAUGGUCAAAAGCUUCCAGGUCAGGGCUCGAAUGUGGGGACUUGAAUGUGGGAAGGUCGAGGUCGAAGAAGGCGACAUGAUUACCAGCCCGCACGUGCAUAAGCUGCUGUCGCAGGCGGAUGUGGUUCUCAUUAACAACAAAAUCUUCCCCCAGACGUUAAACGAGCAAUUGAGGCCAAAGUUCCUGGACCUCAAGGAAGGAGCCUAUGUUGUUUCUCUCGCGCCGUUCGUCCCGUCUCUUAACGGGCGUGUUACUGAACGCAAUCUUGAUGACAUCUCUACGAUUUUCGAGGUCAAGGAGUUCCCCUACCACUCAGGCGAUGUGUCCUGGGGCAGCGCCGGUGGAUCGUAUUACGUGCACCGUGUUGACCGCAAAGGGUAUGCUGCAAUCCGUGCCGAACUCGAGAACUCGUCGCGGACAAGCAGUCGCAGUUCCCGACGACGAUCAUGA
Mycena indigotica is the source of this 1848-nucleotide messenger RNA. Its product is annotated as Histone-lysine N-methyltransferase, H3 lysine-79 specific. Lineage: Eukaryota; Fungi; Basidiomycota; Agaricomycetes; Agaricales; Mycenaceae. The record is from RefSeq and is a predicted model, not a curated record. Gene Ontology annotation, cellular component: nucleus. Gene Ontology annotation, biological process: DNA damage checkpoint signaling; regulation of transcription regulatory region DNA binding; DNA repair. Gene Ontology annotation, molecular function: histone H3K79 methyltransferase activity. The transcript is spliced from 6 exons. The coding region runs from base 1 to 1848 and encodes 615 amino acids.